CAGCCAUCCGCGUGUGCGAUACUUUUGCACGCCUGCUGCUGUCAGUCUUUGUAGAUUUAUAGAUAAUGCAUCUAGGCCGACUCAUCUGCAAAAUGCACACAGGGAAAUCCAGAUGAUUUUUACAGCUGCUAAAAUGCGUUACCGCUCCUGAACGUAACCCCAGUUUACAUUUGGCUUAAAGGAGACGCAACAAAGCGCACAAAAUGGUUGUGCUCCAGGCCCGGGCGAAUAAGUAGGUUUACUAUAGCUUUAAGAACGCGAAAUAGUGUCUGCUUCUUUAAAAUUAUAUCGGUUUAUUGCAGAAUAGAUAAUUAAGAAAAGUUUUCAAUUUCUAUUUAGUAAAUAUAUGCAUUUAAUUCGCGACGAAUCCAGCGCAUUCACAGAAAAUGCCCCACUGUUGGAUAAAGGCCGCUUGCAAUCAAAACGUCUUUAAACCAGAUGUCCGUUUUUCCUCAAAUUGCUAAACCUAUUUUAAUUUAAGCUGAAUUUGAAGUAGGCUGAAGUGUCCUCACGGUGAUGGAACCGGUUGACGACCGAACCGGGGGUGUAAAUAAAGGUAAAGAGCCGGCGGAGGACAAGGCCGCAGAAGAAACCCCAACCACCAGUACAACCGUUACCCCGCGGAGGGGACUCAGAGAGCGGGGAGCGUGCCGCCCGAGAACCAGCGUCUCUGCUUCAAUACAAGACGUUAACGGAGCAACGUCGAGCCCGCAGAGCUCAGGGCGAGUUUUAAGAGACAGGUCAACGAGGGCAGUACCGGCCUGGUUAAAGGACACCAAGAGCGACGAAGAGGACGUAGGAGACGAACCGAGUCCAGACACCGGAGCGACAAAGCGGAGGAAAGUUUCCAACUCGAGACGGAAGAAAAUUUCGGAAUCUGCGGGUUCGGCUGAGACUGGAGGGGGGGUCGCAGGUGAAAGCCUUCAAGUCACAGACUCAGAGGACCCCAAGAAACCUGCAACAGAUGCUCAAGCUCUACCCUCCAGACGCCCCCCAGCUCAGACUCGUGCCAAGCCCCUGUCUGGCAGGGCUGUCCGCGGCUCUGCCAAGCCUGUGUGUAAGACCGAACCUGGAAUGGAGAAUCCAGCUGCAGUGGAAGGAGAGAUACAAAAUGAUAUUAAAAAGAAAGUGGAGGAAAGCGAGGAUGUUGCUGACCCACUAUUCGGUGAUGAAGACCCUCCAUUUCGGGAUGACCCAAACGAUCUCAGCUACCAGCCACAGAGUCAGAGUGGUGCAGAGGAAGAAGAGGGUCUGAGCAGUGAUGAAGACCUUCCUUUUACAGAUGACCUAAAUGACCAGAGCUACGAUCCAAAGGCUGAACGGGAUGCCCCUAAACCUAAGCGCAAAGCUCCUCCUAGACAGAAGGAGAAGAAAGAGAAAGAAAAGACACCUAAAAAAGAGAAAGAGGUAGCUGAUAUAAAAAUCGAAGGUUUGGACAACUUGGAGAGUUUGGAAGAAGAAGUUAAGCUUGAGGAAGAAAUGGUGGAGGACCCAGAUGGACCCAGGAAGAGAGGCCGGCGGAAAAAAGACGAUAAAACCCCACGGCUGCCAAAGAGAAGGAAGAAGCCCCCAGUGCAGUAUGUGCGCUGUGAAAUGGAGGGAUGCGGGACAGUCCUGGCCCAUCCUCGCUACCUACAGCACCAUAUAAAGUACCAGCACUUGCUCAAGAAGAAAUACGUGUGUCCUCACCCUUCUUGUGGAAGGCUUUUCCGACUACAGAAGCAGCUGCUGCGUCACGCAAAACACCACACAGACCAGAGGGACUACAUCUGUGAGUUCUGUGCUCGUGCCUUCAAGAGCUCCCACAACCUGGCUGUGCACCGCAUGAUUCAUACCGGAGAGAAGCCCCUGCAGUGUGAAAUCUGUGGGUUCACAUGUCGUCAGAAGGCGUCUCUCAACUGGCACAUGAAGAAGCAUGAUGCAGAUGCCACUUAUCAGUUUGCCUGCUCCAUUUGUGGCAAGAAGUUUGAGAAGAAGGACUGUGUGGUGGCUCAUAAGGCUAAAAGUCACCCCGAGGUGCUCAUCGCUGAGGCUCUGGCAGCCAAUGCUGGCGCCCUCAUCACAAGCCCUGCCUCCCUGCUGGAGCUUCAAGGAAACCCCAUGCAAGCAGAGGUCACUAGCUUGGACAUGAGCCAAAUAGGGCAGGGUGGGCAGAUGGACCAGUUGAGCAAUGAAGGGCAAGUGGCUCAGGUGUCACAGAUGGGUCAUGUGACCCAACAAGUGAGUCAUCAGGUGGUUUUACUGGGACAAGACCAGAGCCUCCAUACCAUGCAAGUACCAGUGACAAUUGCCUUGUCCCCUAUUGACCCCCCUUCGCCAGCUGACAACCAGCAGCAGACUCAUCUCCAGCUCCAGAUGCCCGUCCAGUUUGUGCAGGCUGCUCAGCAGCCCCAAAUCCAGCAACUGACCCUCCACUCCAGCUCAGUGCUGACCCAGCAUCAACCCCAGCUUCACCCGCUUCAGUCAUACUCCUCCCAGCAGCAGAGCCAGGGGCAGACACAAAUUCUUCAAAUGACCUUCCAGUCGGUCAGCCAGUCUCAGACCCCCAUUCAGCAGAUCCCCAUUCUGGCCACCUCUCAGCAGCUUCAGACCCUGCACACAGCUGCCCUGAGCUCUCCUCUCCUGUCCCCGUCCCAGCCCCGGAACCCAGCCUCCACUAAUGGGGACAGCCUUAUUCUGGACAAUCCGGUGCUCUCGUCUUCCUCUCCGCCAUCCAGCUCCCUUGUGCAUACAGAAGUUAUGGGGGAGGAUGGUGUGGUCUGGGAGCAGACAGAACACGGGGAAGUUUACUCAGACAGCACUGAGAGACAUGGGGAGCAGACUCUCAUGUAA
This is a messenger RNA of Etheostoma cragini (Arkansas darter), 2832 nucleotides long. Its product is annotated as E3 ubiquitin-protein ligase ZFP91. Bases 517 to 2832 code for a protein of 771 amino acids. The record is from RefSeq and is a predicted model, not a curated record. Gene Ontology annotation, biological process: regulation of transcription by RNA polymerase II. Gene Ontology annotation, molecular function: transcription coregulator activity. Lineage: Eukaryota; Metazoa; Chordata; Actinopteri; Perciformes; Percidae. Gene Ontology annotation, cellular component: nucleus. The transcript is spliced from 12 exons.